Messenger RNA from Caenorhabditis elegans, 564 nucleotides. RefSeq lists its product as uncharacterized. The transcript is spliced from 3 exons. The record is from RefSeq and is marked reviewed. The coding region runs from base 1 to 564 and encodes 187 amino acids. NCBI's taxonomy places the organism in Eukaryota, Metazoa, Nematoda, Chromadorea, Rhabditida, Rhabditidae.
AUGACUUUUCUCAAACUUGCAAUUCAAGUACUUCGCAUACCAUUUUUGUUCUUCAUUGCAUUUCGUGCCUUCAUCAUCCCGAAAUUCAUUUUUCUUGAAACUGGAUCGUAUGUUGCUACAGGACUCUUUUCGGCUUUUCAUCUUACAAUUCUCUGGAUUCAUAUGAACCCGAAAUCCCUGAAGUCUUUGUACUACGCAUACAUUGCAUUAACUGUGCUCAUGUUGACGGGAUGGUUCGAUUUCGUUUUCAGAAAACAUUGUUUCCUCAAAAAGUACGGAUUCCUCGUUGCCAUGGGAAUAGCUGGAAAUGUUCCGAACUCUCGCGAAGUCACAAUGAUUAUUGAAUUGGAUAUGCUUAGUUUGACUUUAACCCUUGUCCUGUUGUACCUGCAACUGAAGAAAAGUGUAGCUGAAGAGUUCGUGUUCCCCAAGCAACCAAAAAAGUCAAUCCGAGGACCAGUCUGCUUCACCAACACGCUCACAGAGGAUAAUGAAGGAUACUUCGAAAACAUCUAUGGAGAUCUAAUUUUUACAUCCAGAACCUCCAAUACUUUCUCCAUUUGA